Coprinopsis cinerea okayama7#130 is the source of this 1417-nucleotide messenger RNA. Its product is annotated as ATP-dependent RNA helicase SUB2. The transcript is spliced from 9 exons. Gene Ontology annotation, biological process: mRNA export from nucleus; mRNA splicing, via spliceosome. Gene Ontology annotation, molecular function: RNA binding; ATP binding; RNA helicase activity. NCBI's taxonomy places the organism in Eukaryota, Fungi, Basidiomycota, Agaricomycetes, Agaricales, Psathyrellaceae. The record is from RefSeq and is a predicted model, not a curated record. Bases 40 to 1338 code for a protein of 432 amino acids.
CUUACAAACUCUUCCUUUUUCUGUGACUUUUGAUACAACAUGAGCGCACAAGACGCCGAAGAUCUUAUCGACUACGAGGACGAGCACGACAUUGUCCCAAGCGGUGGUGCAGCAGCCUCGGCAGGCGCUGCUGGAGGUGCUGGCGACGCAGGGGAUAAGAAAAACUUUUCUGGUAUUCACUCAACCGGUUUCAGGGAUUUCCUCUUGAAACCCGAACUGCUUCGUGCCAUUUCUGAUCUGGGCUUUGAACAUCCUUCGGAAGUGCAACAAGAAUGUAUUCCCCAGGCCGUUCUUGGUAUGGACGUUCUGUGUCAAGCCAAGUCCGGUCACGGAAAGACUGCAGUCUUCGUUCUUGCCACUCUCCAACAACUUGAGCCUGUCAAUGGCGAAGUGUCGGUACUCGUUCUCUGCCAUACUCGAGAGUUGGCAUUCCAAAUCAAAAACGAAUACACGCGUUUCGCCAAAUACAUGCCGGAUGUUCGCGUCAGCACCUUCUAUGGAGGAACUCCAGUCGCAAAGGAUGCCGAAAUCCUGCGCGAUAAAACCAAAUGCCCCCACAUUGUCGUUGCUACUCCCGGUCGACUCAACGCCCUCGCCCGCGACAAAGUUUUGGACGCCAAGAACGUGAAGCAUUUCGUGUUGGACGAGUGCGACAAAAUGCUUGAACAGCUCGACAUGCGCCGCGACGUCCAGGAAAUCUUCCGCAUGACCCCUCACCACAAGCAAGUCAUGAUGUUCAGCGCCACCCUUGCGAAGGAAAUCCGAGCGACGUGCAAGAAGUUUAUGGCCAAUCCCCUUGAAAUCUUCGUCGACGAUGAAACCAAGUUGACCCUGCACGGUUUACAACAGCACUACGUGAAGCUGGAGGAAGCUGGAAAGAACAGGAAGUUAAACGAAUUGCUCGACAACCUCGAAUUCAACCAGGUUGUCAUUUUCGUGAAGUCGGUUGCUCGUGCAAUUGAACUGGAUAAGCUGCUUGUGUCCUGUAACUUCCCUUCAAUCGCCAUCCACUCUGGAUUGCAGCAAGAAGAACGUAUCAAACGUUAUACUGCUUUUAAGGCUUUCGAGAAGCGUAUCCUGGUUGCCACUGAUAUCUUCGGUCGUGGUAUUGAUGUUGAACGAGUUAACAUCGUUGUCAAUUAUGAUUGCCCUCCCGAUGCCGAUUCCUAUCUUCACCGCGUUGGUCGUGCCGGCCGCUUCGGUACCAAGGGUUUGGCGAUCACCUUCGUGUCUUCGGAUACGGACCAGCAAACCAUGGCGUCCAUCCAAUCCCGUUUCGAGGUUGCUGUUCCCGAGCUUCCGGACCAUAUCGACCCUGCCAGUUACAUGACCUCUUAAGAUACUUCUCUUUGUGUAAACUACGUGUCCUGUUGUAUUUUGUUGUCUAUUCUCGAAUGUUGCAAUUUUUUUUUGAGUC